AUGUUGAGAUUACAAGCGAGGGCUUUUUCUUCCAGCUGCAGUGUGCUGGCUACUGCAAGGAAGCAAGCGCAGAAGAAGGGUUACAACAAGAAAGAUACCGCCGCAGCGAAGCCUGUUGUGAAGAAGGUCGUGAGCGGGUCGCUUUACAAGCCCUGGAAGUUUGCGGUUGGGACGUCUAAGCUCAAUGCCAAUGCGCCUGCGUUGGAGCUGCCAGUGUUCAAUCCGGCGGAGCCGAAGAACGAGGUGGCAGUUUUCAGCGGCGAGCAGCAGCAGUUCCUGCACCGCAUAGGAGCUUUCAGGUUGGGGCAGUUUCACGAGCUUUUCUCGCGGCCCGUCUGCUACACACGCGAGGCAACGGGGCAGCUGCUUGAGCGGCUCUCUGGCACGGAGCAUCAGCGGGUCAUUUUGACCGGCCAGCCGGGCGUGGGCAAGUCCACGCUGCUGGCGCAAGCACAGGUUGCGGCAUUUGAAAAGGGCAGCGUGAUCAUAAACAUCUCCCACCCGGAGCUGUUUUUGAACGGUCGUAACGAUUUUCGGCAUGACACCACGGGCGAGCAAGAGCAGUACACACAGCCGAUGUACUUGAAGAAGCUGCUCACGAAGAUACUGAAGUCCAAUAAGAAAUCGGUACUGUCGUCCGUCGCGUUGACCCAGGAGUACAAAUUCCCUGUGGCGGACACGAGAGAAUCCGCUUCGAAGAGAGUGACGCGCCUGGUUCCCGGGAAGAACACACUAUAUGACCUUCUCUCCAUGAAGACAACCCCGGCGGCCAGAGGCAUGCUUUUCCAGGCAGUUAUUGACGAGCUUGUGGCACAAUCAGCGGUUCCUGUGUAUUUGACGGUCGAUAACUUCUCGCGCAUUUUAAGUGAGCCAUUAAGUGCGUACAAAGACACAUCCUGCAGGAGCAUCCAUGUGCUAAAGCUGCAGCUUGGCAGGAUUAUCAUGAACUUUGUGUCGGGUGCCACGAAGCUCAACCAUAAAGAUAGCCGUGUGGUUCUGGCUACCUCUGGGGUUGACAGAGAGACGAAAACGUUGCCCACCGGCCUAGGACAGACCCCGCACGACCCAUAUGCUGCCAAAUACAACUACGACGCAGUUUUGGCCGAGAUGAUGCUAAAGGGUGGUGUAAAGGAGUUCCGUGUUGAGCCUCUAUCUAAGCCCGAGGUCGCAGAGCUAGUAGACUUCUAUGCAAAGGCAGGCAUCCUCUCGGAGAAGGACCAAGAAAAUAGGCGCGAGGGAAGACUCGUCGACGAAAAGUACUUGCUGAGUGGCAACGGUAACCUACGCGAGCUGCUGAAAAGUCUGACUUUAUACCCAUUUUAA
Molecule: messenger RNA, 1323 nt
Organism: Eremothecium gossypii ATCC 10895
Lineage: Eukaryota; Fungi; Ascomycota; Saccharomycetes; Saccharomycetales; Saccharomycetaceae
Gene: RSM23
Product: mitochondrial 37S ribosomal protein mS29
Exons: 1
Coding region: 1-1323 (440 amino acids)
Biological process (GO): mitochondrial translation
Cellular component (GO): mitochondrial small ribosomal subunit
Molecular function (GO): structural constituent of ribosome
Source: RefSeq, marked provisional